This is a messenger RNA of Dibothriocephalus latus, 543 nucleotides long. NCBI's taxonomy places the organism in Eukaryota, Metazoa, Platyhelminthes, Cestoda, Diphyllobothriidea, Diphyllobothriidae. The record is from the annotation of a GenBank genome assembly.
AUGAACCCGUACAAUCUGAUCAAAGGGUUUCUGUCUCCAAGAGGGUUCAUCUAUGAGCUGAAUGCGGCCUGGAAGUAUACAAUCGACCAAGGAAUGGGCGCGUUCGCCAUGGAAGCCGAAGAUGCAGAGAGGGCCAGUCCCCUCAUUGUCUCCGAUUCGGUUUCCAUGAACCCCAACGAAGUCGAUGCAACGCCGCAUUCGAUGUGGACCGAGGCGAGUUUAUUGCUAGUGGCUAGCUUCAACGAAGGCAGGAAUUCGAGCCUGCAAGGCUACGUCAAUCGACUAGUGCCAAACAUGUAUUCUGCUCCCUGUCAGCCGGAGAAAAAUCGGGGUCUUCCACAGCUAUUAUCCCUAAAGACUAUAGUGGCGUCGGUUAAAGAACCAAGGCCCGAAUACGUAAUCCCUUGGCUGAUCAGCCAACUGUUAGCGAUGCAGGAAAAUAUGGCUCUCUCCCCAGUCGAGGAGAACCUCCCCUCUUCCAUUCCCCUGUGCUUCCGAUUAAGAAUGUGGACAAGAGAAAACCUGGACUUGCUGAAGCCGUAA